This is a messenger RNA of Durio zibethinus, 2440 nucleotides long. Its product is annotated as jasmonoyl--L-amino acid synthetase JAR4-like. Gene Ontology annotation, cellular component: cytoplasm. The record is from RefSeq and is a predicted model, not a curated record. Lineage: Eukaryota; Viridiplantae; Streptophyta; Magnoliopsida; Malvales; Malvaceae. Gene Ontology annotation, molecular function: acid-amino acid ligase activity.
AAUUUUUGUUCGUUUUCUCUUUCGAAUUUUCAAGUUUUGGAGCAGGAUAUGAAGCUGAAUUUUGUUUUUGUAAUAUGUUUACCUAAUAAUUUGUUUUUACAUUUCAACUUCUUUAAUUUUCCUCUUACUUUUGUUUCGGAUUUCAAUUUCAUUUUCUUUGUGAUUUUUUUUUUGAGUUUUGAUUCUCUAUUCUCUACUUCCUGGAGGAAAAUUUAACUUUCCUGGAAACUUCUUGAUGGUUGACUACUUUGACUUCCGUCAAAGAAAAUGAAAGCUUCGCCAAGUCCUAAUGAUCGUCUUCCUUUUUCGGAUUACUGGUGAUCAAGAAAAAACGAUCCUUUGCUUUUUUUUUUUUCCUAUUUCUUUUCCUCCCUUUUGUCUUUCUUUGUUUUUCAAUAGCAGUCUUUCUAUUACAUGAACUACUUUCUUUUUCUUGCAUUUAUUGAUAGCUUGAUACCAAAGAAAAAUUCCGUUUUGCUUCUGUUUUGCAGCAGAGAAAGAGAGAGCAAAAACUUAAAUUUGUAACUUUUUUUUUUUAAUUUUUUGGAGAACAAGUUUCAGUAACGAUGUUAAAAAAGAUGGAAAUUCUGGACGUUGAUAAAGUGAUAGAAGAGUUCGAAGCGAUGACCAAAGACGCUGAGAAUGUUCAAAGAGAGACGUUAAAGAAGAUUCUAGAAGAAAAUGGAUGCUCUGAGUAUUUGCAGAAUCUCGGUCUCAAUGGCAGAACCGACCCUGAAAGCUUCAAGGCUUGUGUUCCUCUCGUCACUCACAAGGACUUGGAGCCUUAUAUUCAAAGAAUUGCUGAUGGUGCUUCUUCCUCGAUUCUCACCGGUAAACCAAUAACCACCAUAUCUCUCAGCUCUGGUACUACUCAAGGAAAGCCCAAGUUUGUGCCUUUCAAUGACGAAUUGAUGGAAACUACUUUGCAGAUAUACCGUACAUCUUAUGCUUUUAGAAACAGAGAAUUCCCUAUUGAGAAUGGGAAGGCCUUGCAGUUCAUUUACAGUAGCAAGCAGAGUGAAACCAAAGGCGGUUUGAUUGCCGGAACUGCAACUACCAAUGUCUUUCGCAAUUCGCAGUUUAAAAAUGCGAUGAUAGCAAUGCAAUCUCAGUGUUGCAGCCCUGAUGAGGUGAUAUUUGGUCCUGAUUUCCACCAAUCUUUGUACUGCCAUCUUUUAUGUGGGCUGAUUUUCCGUGAGGAAAUUCAGUUGGUUUCCUCUACCUUUGCCCAUGGCAUUGUUCAUGCGUUUCGAACUUUUGAACAAGUUUGGGAAGAGCUUUGUGCUGAUAUAAGAGAAGGGGUCCUCACAAGCCGGAUCUCUUUCCCUUCUUACCGAUCAGCAAUGGCCAAAUUGCUGAAGCCAAAUCCUGAGUUGGCUGAUUUGAUUCAUAAGAAAUGUUCAGAAUUGAGUAAUUGGUAUGGAUUGAUACCGGAGCUUUUUCCUAAUGUAAAGUACAUGUAUGGGAUCAUGACUGGUUCCAUGGAGCCUUAUCUGAAAAAGUUAAGGCAUUAUGCAAGAGAUUUGCCUCUUAUAAGUGCUGAUUAUGGUUCUUCAGAGGGGUGGAUUGGGGCAAAUAUCAAUCCAACUCUGCCUCCUGAGUCGGCUACUUAUGCUGUGCUUCCUAAUAUUGGGUAUUUUGAAUUCAUUCCUCUGAAAGAGAAUGCUGAGGAGCAUGUGGAAGUCAAAGUUAACGAUUCUUUCCUCUCUAUGGAGCCCAAGCCAGUGGGUCUGACUGAAGUUAAGGUUGGUGAAGAGUAUGAGAUUAUUAUCACCAGUUUUGCAGGUUUGUAUAGGUAUAGGCUAGGGGAUGUGGUCAAGGUUACGGGCUUCCAUAACUCAAGCCCGGAACUGAAAUUUGUCUGCAGAAGAAAUCUCAUACUCACCAUAAACAUCGACAAAAACACUGAGAAAGAUUUACAGCUUGCUGUGGAACAAGCAGCCAAGUUAAAUGCUGAGGAAAAGCUGGAAGUGCUUGAUUUCUCUAGUCAUGUGGACUUAUCGACAGACCCCGGUCACUAUGUGAUCUUUUGGGAAAUUAAUGGGGAAGUAGGCGAUGAGGUCCUGAAAGAAUGCUGCAAUUGUUUGGAUCGUUCUUUUGUGGAUGCAGGCUAUGUUAGUUCCCGCAAGGUAAAUGCCAUUGGUCCGCUUGAGCUCCGAGUUGUUCGGAGAGGAACUUUCCAGAAGAUUCUUGAUCAUUACCUAGGAUUAGGAGCUGCUCUUAGUCAGUUUAAAACACCGCGAUGUGUAGGGCCUACAAACAAUAAAGUGUUGCAAAUCUUGUGUGAAAAUGUUACCAAGAGCUACUUCAGUACCGCUUUCUAGUUGUAGUUAAAUAUGGGAGAAAAGUAAAUUUCUCACCAUUUGUUAUAUAAUAAAUUAAAGGUGUUUUACUGGCUUAAUCAUCUAGUUGAAUGCAAAAUCAUUGCAUUUAUACCUUA